This is a messenger RNA of Coregonus clupeaformis (lake whitefish), 1763 nucleotides long. RefSeq names its product tektin 4 (gene tekt4). Bases 178 to 1578 code for a protein of 466 amino acids. Gene Ontology annotation, biological process: cilium assembly; cilium movement involved in cell motility. The record is from RefSeq and is a predicted model, not a curated record. Gene Ontology annotation, cellular component: microtubule cytoskeleton; sperm flagellum; nucleus. NCBI's taxonomy places the organism in Eukaryota, Metazoa, Chordata, Actinopteri, Salmoniformes, Salmonidae. The transcript is spliced from 6 exons.
UGUCCAGUUACUCACAAUGCUUCCUUGGAAACAGGUCACCUGGCAACGCAGCGCAAAUGCAAAAAAGUUAUUCUUCACUUCCCCUGUGUGGCUGUUGUUAUGCGGAGACUCCGUUCACUACAAUCUUGUGUCGGAUCGCAGUGUUUUUAAAAUCAGGUAUCACCAAUUCUCCACAAAAUGUCUUCGGAAGUUUUAGUGUCCAGACCCCAUUUCGACAGCAGGUCAGUUGCCCAAGCAGGCGAUCCGCUCCCGCCCACAGACGCAGAGGCCACAUUCAUGGAGGGCUUGCAUCCCUCCUCCGGCUUGGCUACCGCUGGGUACCGUUCAGCCAAGUACAGCGCGGAGGAAUGGCACGUCAAUAACUUCUCUACCCUUCACCAGGCCGUUAUAGACCGAAACAACGCCGAGAGGAUUCGCCAUGAGUCCAAAACACUGUAUGCGGAGACCGAGGCCGGGACUCUGCGCACCCAAGCUGAGGGGACGCGGCACCUAGGCGAGAGACUGCAGGAUAUCCACUUCUGGAAGUCGGAGCUGCAGCAGCACAUCGAAAAGCUGUUGGCCGAGACAGACCUCCUCCUGCGGCAAAAGAGAAGGCUGUUGAAGGCGCUGGACGCCACCGAGAUCCCGUUCGCCAUCGCCACGGAUAACCUAACCUGUCGGGAACGGCGGCUGGGGCCCGACCUGGUUAAAGACCGCGUAGAGGAGGAGCUGCUUAAGGAAGUGGAGUUGAUCAGGAGCAUCCAGGCUCUGUUGAAGAGAACGCUGAGUCAGGCUGUCAAUCAAAUAAAACCCUCACACUGGCUUUCUGCCCCCUACUGUCUCCCACUGUGUGUGUGUAUCAGGUGUAACAGAGAUGCCAAGCAGACUCUAGAGCUGGACUGGUCUGAUAAGUACCAGGCCUACAGUCUGGAUGACCAGUGUGGUCGCUACAACAACAUGAGUACUGACACACAGUACCACCCCAACUCAGCCAACCUCCAGGACCAGCUGUGUAACCGUGAUGCGUGGGUGUGUUCCACCCAGGACAACCUGUCUGUGGCGCAGCGGGAGGAGCAGGCCAGUGUGGAGCUCAGGCUGCUGGUGGAGAGGGUCCUACAGGAGACGGCUGAGGACCUGAGGGUCCAGUGCUCUAACGUAGACCAGGCCUUCAGCCAGCGCUGUCUGCAGCUCACUGAGGCCAAGACACAGCUAGAACUGCACCUCACUCAGAUCCUGGAUCAGAUCGGGGCUCAGGAGAGGAACAUGGUGUCUCUACAGAAGGCUCUGUAUGAUAAAGAGGCCCCUCUGAGAGUGGCUCAGUCCAGGCUGCACCAACGCUCACACAGACCCCACAUGGAGCUCUGCAGGGACAACCCUCAAUUCAGUCUGGUGGGUGAGGUAGGUCAGAUCUCCCAGACCAUGUCAUCCCUGCAGCAGCAGCUGUCUGCAGCGCGGAGCUCCCUGUCCCACCUGGAGGAGUCCCGCAUGGCGCUGGAGAAGGACAUCGGCUGUAAGACCCACAGUCUGCUCAUCGACAGGGAGAAGUGCAUGUCCCACCGCACCCGCUACCCCACCAUCAUAGCCCUGUCUGGGUACUGAGGAGAGAGAGAGACGGGGGGGUAUGGGGACGUGUGUGGGAGGGAUGGGGGUGUGAGUGUGUGUGUGUUUGUGCGUGAGAUUUGUGUGUGUGUGUGAUCAAGCCUGUAUUAGUGACUACUGCGACAUUGUGUGCAUUUGCUUGGUGUUUCCAGUUGUGUUGUCAAUCAGUAAAGGCUUGUCUGUCA